This is a messenger RNA of Seminavis robusta, 429 nucleotides long. The record is from the annotation of a GenBank genome assembly. NCBI's taxonomy places the organism in Eukaryota, Bacillariophyta, Bacillariophyceae, Naviculales, Naviculaceae.
AUGUUGAUGACAUCGUCCAGCUGUUGUUCCGGUUCUUGUUGUUGGGUCCUUUUCGUCGUCUGCAGGAGAUCCAAGCGUCCCAUGGCAUCCACGAUGGCCUUGGGAGACUGCAAUGUAGGGUUUGUGCGAAAGAUGGAACGACGGCGGCCGUCAAAAGCUGGGAAAGAAGGCAGUCGUCGUGGUGAUGUGCCUCGAUGGAAUCCGACGGAUGCCUUGAAGCGGUGGAUCCAAGGUGCUCCGAGGGCUCGAGGACGGUGGUUCUGGCCCAUGGGUGAUCCUGUGGUCCUGCGGGGUAGCUGGGGUAGCUGGGUUUCCCUUGGAUCGGAGGUUCAAGGGCAGGAAGCAACGCCAAAGACUGAUCAUUCGUCUCUCGAGAUCCGACAGUCCGGCAGAGAGAGUCGGCAUCCAAUGCGGACCCGUUUGAGAUGA